AAAGCACUGCAAUAUAACCUUUUUGGCCCUAGUAUUCAUGUUAAAGAAGGAAUGCAAUACCCAACCAUAAGUCAACUCAAGGCUCUAAUAUUCUUACCGAUGCACCACGAUGGACCUAGAUCAUACAGGGCCGCCACCUGCCUACUAUGACAGCAGCUCACCACGGCUGGCGGAGGCGUCUCCUCCAGAUUAUGAAACUCUUGUUUCCCGUACUCCUUUUCCCCUGAGCCAAACACCCAGCACCCUUGAUCCGGCAGAACCCACAAUCCUCACCAUCGAUGGCAAGUACAUUUUCUCGUCCAAGUGUCCUGACCGCCCACUCUAUAGUCUCUCUCAUGAGCUGGACGGUCAUGAACUAGGGGCUGGCAUACUGGUAACGCGACUUGGAAAGAAGAAGCGGGACCUUGAUAGUAUAUCUCAGAGAUAUCAAAUCCCUGGGAGUGAUAUCUCCAGGCAGGAUGUAUUUGCUCUCCUGAAAACAGCACAAAUUUUUUCCUCCACUGGGGGGUUGCUCAUAGAUGGACGGAAAUGCCCUUCCGACAAACUUGGAAAAAUGAGCAAGUGCAUGACAAGAUACGGUUUCGGAUGGACAGCUGGUGGAGACGGCUUGCCUUUCUUGGAAGCUCGGCCAACUCUCUUUGUGGAGAGAAAGCAACAAAGUGACCCGGAUGCUAGUGGAGAGGCCAAUGGGCGAUAUUAUGAAUGGAGACUAAAAGACAAGGUAAUAAGGCCGAAAGACAAAGCAGAGGACAGAGAGGGGACGCUCCUUGCGAUCGAGACCAGAAGACGCUGGGACACUGAGAAUAAAGUGGAAAUUACUAAACCAACACUGGAGCUAAAAACAGAUGUUGAUGCUCUGGAGUUGAAGGUCUUCGAUUUUUUCGUUGCUGCGUGGUGCAUGCACAAUUGGCGGGAAGCAAGGGACAUCACAAAGGAGUCUUUGACAUGGAACGAGUUUAAGGAGCAGGCUAAAGUGACGAGGAGAAAAAAUGCUGAACGACGGAAAAGGAAUAUCAACGGCUUCGGUGUAAUUGCAGCAGGGUCAAUAUUUUAAACAAUGCGCGAAUAAAAAGCACUGAGGAAGCAACUGUGAUUCGGCCCGUUUCGACAAGGGGGAUUUAUAACUCCAAGGGCCUUCGCCUUCAACUCAUGGCACUCGCCAUAACCACCUGCAAUGGACCGUCGGGUAUCGUUACAUGACAUGGUUAUUGUAUCUACCAAGAAAGUCGAUUUUACGUUGAACUCUGUUAACCCAAGGUUUUUCAUGUUAGCAUCCGUUUCUCACUGUCGUGUGUCUUUAAAUAGGCCAUAUUGAUCUUCCUAGUGUUCUACUUUUUCCACUUUCAUUUUUAAACGCCCCCACCUCUGUAUGCACAUUUCGCAAAUAAUUGGCUGCACAUCUUUAUAGGUCUUGACAGUGCACUUGUGUCUUGCUUUUAUUUCUUUCUGGUCUUCCAUUCCAUGUGCUGCUUGAUAUAAUGUCUGGGCCAUGCAAUUCCUGAUAGUGCAGUGAAACAGACAUCUCCGAUCGAUGACGUUCAGGAUAGUCAAAUCCUACCACCCAGUGGAGCCUGCUAAAGGUUCCCCUAACAUCUACCUAUACCCACCAAUUUGUCCUGGGCCAUGUGAUGAUGACCCCUACUGGCCUUAUGUUAAGAUGGCUGUGUUUGGUACUUUGCGUUAUUAUUUAAUACGGGAUAUGAACAAGCGCCUUUGCGAUAUAAAAUACUGAAUAUAUAUACUAGUAUCCUGUAUAUAUAUCCAGAUGCUAAGCGGUUUUACACCCACCAGCUUGUCAUUUCGAUAUCACCGGCUUCAUAAUAGCUACUUCUUCUCUUCUC
Molecule: messenger RNA, 1841 nt
Organism: Histoplasma capsulatum G186AR
Lineage: Eukaryota; Fungi; Ascomycota; Eurotiomycetes; Onygenales; Ajellomycetaceae
Exons: 2
Coding region: 110-1054 (314 amino acids)
Source: RefSeq, a predicted model, not a curated record